AGGUGUCACCAAAGCUUGAUAUCAUAGCAGAACCUGUCCACAGAACCCGAAAAACUAUCAUGCUACCUUUUGGCCUUCGCCGCGGACGACUGGGUCGCAACCACAUGCCUCUAGAACCUCCAAACAACGUGACCAACGACUCCGACCCUGAAGAGGCCUCGGCCGAAGAUCUACCAGAGCCAGAACCUGAGAUCUUCUACCCAAGUCUAUGGGACGUCCUCAAAGUCCGAUAUCUACUGCAAUGGAAGCUCGCAAACGGCCUCCCGGAGGAGUUAAUCGACAUGAUCGUCGACGUAGCCGAGUACUGGGCCUCGGUGGAGCACAAGAUGCAAGGGAAAAGGAUUAUCCAGAAAGACUGUGAUCAAGUACUCCUAAAGACAGUACCGCUCUGCUACGAUCGAAAUAGCCUAGAAAAAGACACACCAUCAAAACCCCUCCCCCACCGCGGCGCCCACCCCUGCCGCAAGAUAAUAUUCAAGCUCUCAUCACACGACCAAGGCCGUGGCCGACGCCACGAGAACAUGUACGAAUUCUCGUGGACAUGGUUCGACACGGAAGUCAUCCACGGCGCGCACGAGCGUAAGAUGUAUAUCAAUGGUGAAGAGCAAGAAAUCCUCGACAACGAGCGUGGGCAGGAGCGGAAACACUAUACGGAGGCAGAUGCGCUGCUUCUUCCACGCGGCAAUAAGUUGCAGGUUAAUGGUGCUCAUGUUGGGGAGAUGCAGCAUGUUGAGAUUGUUUGGGAUUAUCGGGAUGGGAUUCAGCCUGAGUCGGCAGAGGCUGAUGAGAUUGAGAAAAAUCUGGGACGGGGGAGGCUUACGCUUGAGGGACGAGGGGUGCGUGAGUUGGAGGUUGGGGAUUCUAUUGCUCUUUGGGCUAGAGCGAGGUUUCCGGGUUGGUCUAAUCAUGUUGAAAGGGCUUGUAUGAGGGUUUUUUGGGCUGUUUGAGCUGUAGAGAUAUGAUGCACAUGAUGAUUAUACAGACUAUUGAAUAUCCAACAAUGAAGAUAUUAACUGAUAGUCAUAGUCAAGCUGAGGUUAUAGUUCGGUCAACGUGAACUUGCUAUAUUGUGGCCUUGUUCUUAAGGCAACUAUUGAGCACGCAAUUUCGCCAAGGCCACCCGAUCACCAAACAGUCGCAGUAUAAGAUCAAAUAGCGCCCUCGAGAUGCU
This is a messenger RNA of Penicillium canescens, 1171 nucleotides long. RefSeq lists its product as uncharacterized. Lineage: Eukaryota; Fungi; Ascomycota; Eurotiomycetes; Eurotiales; Aspergillaceae. The record is from RefSeq and is a predicted model, not a curated record. Bases 60 to 947 code for a protein of 295 amino acids. The transcript has 2 exons.